Molecule: messenger RNA, 3882 nt
Organism: Vicia villosa (hairy vetch)
Lineage: Eukaryota; Viridiplantae; Streptophyta; Magnoliopsida; Fabales; Fabaceae
Exons: 1
Coding region: 1-3882 (1293 amino acids)
Biological process (GO): proteolysis
Molecular function (GO): aspartic-type endopeptidase activity
Source: RefSeq, a predicted model, not a curated record
AUGGCUCCCUCCAAACCACCCAACCCUUCUUCUAAAGAAAUUAUAGAAGAAGCUAUCCAAAUAUCCACCCUCAACCUCAAUAAUGCAAUGCAAGAGACUCAAGAACAAAUGGAUGAGAGAUUUGCUCACAUCUCUUCUGAUUUAUCCAACCUCCAUACAAGGUUAGAUAAUGACAAAUCCGUGGAAGACUCUAGAUAUGAAGCUCUCAUGGCCAUCCUUACCAAAAUCUCUUUACAAAAGGAAAUACAGAAUGCUGCUGCUGCUGCCAGCGCGUCUACUGUUCACGCUACAGGAACAGUUUCUAACGCAGCUACUGUUCACGCUACAGAAACAGCUACCGGAUCCGUUACUGUUCACGGAUCAUCCAGCCCAUCAGGUAUAUUCCAUGCUACUUCUUCUAUUCCUAGGGUUUCAGCCCCUUUUCCUCACAUUUCCUCUCCCACAGCCACCCCUAUUAGACAGUCUGCCACUCUUUCUAACACCCACUCCCAACCAACACCCAUGAGAAACAUUCACACUCAUAUUCCCCAUCCCUUUCAGACUUACCCUCCAAUUCCUACCAUUUUAUCUGUUUCCCAACCCUACACCAUUCCUUUUUCCCAACAGCACACUUUUCCCCCUCAUCUUGCCUUUCCCCAAAACCCACCCAUUCCUUCUUAUCCGAAUUUAUCCCACAUUCCACCAUUACCAACUAUCCGAACACCAAAACUUGAACUCCCUAUGUUUGAUGGAUCUGCACCCCUUGAUUGGUUGUUUCAAGCGGAGCAAUUUUUCAAUUUCUACAAUAUGCCACCUGAAAAUCGUUUGUCUUUAAUUUCAUUUUAUAUGAAAGGAGAUGCCUUGUCUUGGUUUAAAUGGAUGCAUCAAAGUCAUUUAUUAACUGAUUGGUUUUCAUUUAUCAAGGCAUUGGAAUUACGCUUUGGUCCUUCUAGUUUUGAUAAUCAUCAAGCUGAGUUAUUUAAAUUAAAACAAGAAGGUUCAGUAGUUGACUAUCAAACUAAGUUUGAAAAAUUAGGCACUCAGGUUGUGGGCUUACCGGCAGAAGCUAUUUUGAAUUGCUUUAUUUCUGGUUUAACAAGUGAUAUUCGCAAUGAAAUGGCCAUUCACAAACCAACCAACAUUUCACAAGCCAUUGGAUUAGCUAAGUUAAUAGAAUCCAAGCUAAAAGACUCCAAACCCAGAUUUUCUAAACCAUUCCCAAAUCCUUACACUAAGCCCAAUCCCUACUCGCCCAGCCCAACUUCAAAACCAACAAAUCCCUCCACAACCCAAGUCCCAAAUCUGUCCAAACCCCAACAAAUCCCAGCACCCUCAAAAUUCCCAAUCAAAAAGCUUUCCCAAGCCCAACUUCAAGAGCGAAGAGCCCAAGGAUUAUGUUUUAAUUGUGACGAAAAAUUCGUUAUUGGACAUAAAUGUUCAACUAGCAGAUUUUUAAUUCUUAUGGCUGAAGAUGACUCGAAUUGCGAACCUAUGGGGGAUGACACAAUUGAAGAACCAGAAAUAGAACAAGAUUUGAAUGACACGUACUUUCAGCUCUCCCCCCAAGCCCUAACAGGGCAAUUUUCCCCACAAACACUAAAGUUUAAAGGCAUGAUUGGUGGAAUAUCGGUAAUGAUUCUAGUAGAUACAGGCAGCACACAUAACAUUAUGCAACCCAGAAUCGCUCAGCACUUAAACCUCACAUCUACCCCCAUUACUCAAUUUUCUGUCAUGGUGGGAAAUGGCUCUCACUUACAAUGUGAAGGUAUUUGCAACAAUGUUCCUCUCAUGUUACAAAAUGAAGUUUUCCAUCUUCCUUUUUAUCUCUUGCCAAUCGAAGGUGCGGAUAUUGUUCUUGGAAUGGCAUGGUUACGCACUUUAGGACCCUUACAAGCAGAUUUUUCCAUCCCAUCAAUCUCCUUUAACCACAAAAAAAAUAACAUCACUUUAAAAGGCGACCCUACAGCCCAUCCCACCCAUACUACAUUUCACCAACUUAAACAUCUUAUCCAUACAAAUUCUGUUGCCUCUUUUCACCUUAUGAUUUUCCAAAACCAUGAACCUACACCAAACAGCCUUUCCACUGAUGAUCCCUUGUUUAAACCCCCCCAAACUCUGCAGCCAGAAAUUCAAACAUUACUUUCCAACUACCAAAAUAUUUUUCACCCACAAGAAGGACUUCCCCCAAACCGACCUCAUGAUCAUCACAUUCCUCUUUUACCCAAUACACCACCCAUCAAUGUCAAACCUUACCGCUACCCACACUCCCAAAAAACCGCUAUGACUACAAUAAUUCAAGACAUGUUAAAAGAAGGGAUCAUUAAACCUAGCCACAGCCCUUUCUCCUCACCAGUUUUGUUAGUUAAAAAGAAAGACGGUACGUGGAGAUUUUGUGUGGACUAUCGUGCUCUAAAUGCAGUCACCAUAAAAGACCGUUUCCCAAUCCCAACCAUUGAUGAACUCUUGGAUGAGCUAGGCAGUGCUAAAUAUUUUACCAAGUUAGAUUUACGCUCAGGCUAUCAUCAGAUCCGCGUUGCAUCGGAAGACACACAUAAGACUGCUUUUCGGACUUUCGACGGACAUUAUGAGUUUCUCGUAAUGCCGUUUGGGUUAACUAAUGCCCCCUCAACAUUCCAAUCAGCGAUGAAUGAUUUACUAAGACCUUACUUACGAAAGUUUGUUUUAGUAUUUUUUGAUGACAUACUAAUCUAUAGUUCCAAUUUCAAUGAUCAUCUAAUUCAUUUGCAGGUUAUUUUUGACCUUUUGGAGUCUCAUGCUUUUGUAGUGAAGUUACCUAAGUGUGUUUUUGCAAUGCAACAGGUACACUACCUAGGUCAUGUUAUUUCAGUUGGAGGUGUUGCUCCUGAUCCGGAAAAAGUGCAGGCCAUGUUAGAUUGGCCUACUCCACGUUCUCACUCGUCUCUCCGCGGUUUUUUAGGCCUCACCGGAUUCUAUCGUCGUUUUGUGAAAAACUACGCCACACUCGCCGCUCCCCUCACCGAUCUAUUAAGUUUCACUAAAUUUGCAUGGAGUACAGAGGCGGCCGCAGCCUUUACAGAAUUAAAACAAAAAAUGACCGACAUGCCGGUGCUAGCUUUGCCAGACUUCUCAAAACAAUUCAUAAUCGAAACUGACGCCUCCGGUGUGGGUAUUGGUGCAGUUCUCUCCCAAGAGAGUCAUCCUAUUGCUUUCUUCAGCAAGAAAAUGUGUCCCCGAAUGCAGGCUUCUUCGGUUUAUGUGCGUGAGAUGUUUGCUGUUACAGAAGCGGUGAAGAAAUGGCGUCAAUAUCUUAUAGGACAAAAAUUUCAUAUCUAUACAGAUCAAAAAAGCUUGCGCAAUCUCCUACUUCAAAGAAUUCAAACUCCAGAACAGCAGAAAUGGGCAGCAAAACUACAAGGAUUUAACUUUGAGAUAUUUUACAAACCUGGCAAAUCUAAUUUGGUCGCUGAUGCUUUGAGUAGAAAGUUUCACACUUCUGAUUGUCUGUUGUUAGCCAUUUCCUCCCCUAUUCCCGAGUUGUUAGCCACACUCCGUCAUUUUUAUGCAAAAGACACAGCAGGUCAAUCAUUAGCUCAAGAGACUACUGGGGAAAGCAACAUUUCUAAUUUCUACAAGUUUCACAAUGGACUACUGUACUUUAAGGAGAAGUUGUUUAUACCUGAUAUUCAAGAUCUUCGUCAUCGGGUGUUACAAGAAUUUCAUUAUACACCAACUGGUGGACAUUCUGGUGUCAAAGCCACGCUUGCUCGACUCUCUGCAUCCUUCUCUUGGCCUGGCAUCUACAAGGCGAUGAAAACAUUAGUCCAACAGUGUACAGUUUGUCAGCAAAACAAAUAUCUUACUCAAAAAAAAAGGGGCUACUGCAACCUCUUCCAAUACCUGAACAGGUUUGGGAGGAUCUGA